Molecule: messenger RNA, 5121 nt
Organism: Neolamprologus brichardi
Lineage: Eukaryota; Metazoa; Chordata; Actinopteri; Cichliformes; Cichlidae
Source: RefSeq, a predicted model, not a curated record
GCGGGCUGACACCGUCUACGGCUACGAUCAUGACGACUGGCUCCACACGCCCCUCGUCGCUCCUGAGGCCAGGCUCGACCUGACCACCGAGCAGAUCGAAGAGACACUAAAAUACUUCUUGCUAUGUGCAGACAGAGUGGGCCAGAUGACGAAAACCUACAAUGACAUUGAUGCUGUCACACGUUUGUUGGAAGAGAAAGAGAGAGAUCUGGAGCUUGCUGCAAAGAUUGGCCAGUCGCUCCUUAAGAAGAACCGGACUCUCACAGAGCAGAAGGAGUAUUUGGAGGAACAAGUGGGACAAAUCACAGAGGAGGUUGCCCAGCUGCACCAUGAGCUGAACCUCAAGGAUGAGCUGCUGCAGUUUUACACCAAUGCAGCUGAAGAGAUCGAGGAUGAAUCCAGCAGUUCCCCAACGGGUAAAAAAAGCAAAGUGGAAACUGCUUCAGGAGGCUUUGUGAGCGACACGCUCCAAAAGAAACUCAAAGAGCUGGAAGAGGAGAACCUGUCACUCCGCUCAGAGGCUAACCAUCUAAAGUCAGAGACCGAAACUUAUGAAGAAAAGGAGCAGCAGCUUGUGAACGACUGUGUCAAAGAGCUCAGGUUGUCCAGUCUUCAGAUUUCUGCUAUAGCAGAGGAACUGGCCCGUAAGACUGAAGACGCAUCACGACAGCAAGAAGAGAUCACACACCUGCUCUCUCAGAUAGUAGAUCUGCAAAAGAAAGCCAAAUCUUAUGCAGUGGAAAAUGAGGAGCUCUCUCAACACCUGCUGGCAGCUAAAGAUGCCCAAAGGCAGCUCACAGCAGAGCUCCAGGAGUUAGAAGAGAAGUACUCAGAGUGCAUUGAGAUGUUGCAUGAAGCUCAGGAGGAGCUGAAGAACCUGAGAAACAGAAACUACCCUGCAGGAACCCCACGCCGAUAUCACCCGCUGGGACUGUACCCGAUGGACUCUCUGGCAGCUGAGAUUGAGGGAACGAUGAGGAAGGAGCUGAGUCUUGAUGACCCAGAGUGUGAAGAACAGAAGGUCCAUCGGAAACGUGUAUUUGAGACGGUCAAAAAUGUUAACCAGACAGUUCGUCAGCGUUCUCUGACUCCAACCAACUCCAACAUCCCGGGUUCUAACCAGUCCCUGUCAGCUCAAACGUCACCCCAAUCGAGUGGUCUCUCCACACCCCACUCCAGCAUAUUUGGAGGUGACCUUAGUGGAGAAAAUGUAGCCCUUGAUAACCGAACGCAGAGCAUCCUAAUGGAGACAGCAUCCAAUCAGCACAGCACAGAGGGCCAGGAGAAGAAGGCAAGUGGGGCAGAGGACUUGCGGCUUGCUCUGCGUCGCCUGUCUUUGCGCCGACAAAACAAUUUAAGUGAAAGGCGCUUCUUUGAAGAGGAGCGAGAGCGACGGCGGGGAGGACACCCUGGACUCCACGAUGCCCUGGGCCAGGAGAGUCUCUUAACCCCAUCCGAAAGCAUCAUGUCCCUCGGAAACCUCCACCUCUGGGCCUCGCGAGGGCCCUACCUCCCCGACAAGCUUCAGAUCGUCAAACCACUCGAAGGAUCUGCCACUCUGCACCACUGGCAGCAGUUAGCCCAGCCUCACCUGGGUGUGAUCUUGGACGCCAGGCCAGGAGUUGUGUCAAAGGGCUACAGACCUCUAGAACUAGAGCUGGAGCAGGCGUACCCAUGGGGCGGCUUUGAGGAGGAUGAACCAGGAGAGCAAUACUUCCAAAAUCUUCCCACCUCCUCAGCUUCUGCCUCACCGGCAGUGGCCCCCACCUCCAGUACAAAUGACGCCAACCUCGUACAGCCUUCAGUCACCCUGGCCCCACCUUCUCCGCCCUCACCAUCACCAUCACCACACCUCAGCAACACCGAUGCUCUGGCUGCAUACUACCCAGGUAAAUGCAUGGCUCACACCAGCUCCACUUACACCUUUACAACCUGCCGGAUCCUCCAUCCAACUGAUGAGCAGACGCGGGUUACGCCAAGGUGAGUGGCAUCAUUAAGUGUCUGUGAUCAGAGUCGACUCUUUGUUAUUAUUCGAGCCACCGAAAGUCACACAUAGUGUUCAGAUGCUACACGCACCACCAGCACCUCCCUGGGGUUGGUACGUCUUCUCCAGGAGAGAGGAAUCUCAGCAGCUGUGUAUCACCAGAGCCAGGGCCUGGAGCAGGGUCAGGGCAGCGGAGGAGUCCUAUUAAGCACCUCCAUUGCCCCCAACCGAACACCUAAUCCCGAUCCUAUGCGGCCCUCGACCCCUCCAAACUCUCCCACAAGACAGGGAGCUUCAGCUGUGCCAAGCUCCGCUGGCUUUGACUUCAAGAGUCCUUCUUAUGAGAACUUCCUGGCUUCCAAACCAGCCCGUUCCAUCCUGAAGGAGGUGACAGGGGGGAUGAGAGGCAGGCAGCGAGGGAGGGACUGUGAAAGCCAAACAGACGUUAGCGUGGCCGUCCACAAUCUGAACCUGGUAGACAAGGUGAAGCGGCUGGGUGUGGCUGGAGCCCCCGGAAGCAGAGCGAUGAGCCCUGGUCCCAUGCUAGGGCCUCUGGGUGGACUGCGUAGAUCUGGCUCCCCUUUUGGACCUGAUGGAAUGAGGAGGAACCGGAGUUAUCCAGGCAUGGUUGGAGCCAGCAUGGUCAUGAAAGCCCCAGGGCCCCAAGAGUAGUCUGGAUAGCUGCUGGCCAACAGGGUAGAUGAGUAGGAGCCCAGCAGGGCCAAGGACUGGCUGUUGAUCAGUCACCUGGACCCCAUAAAAAUAUUCACACUGUACGACAGCAACAUGGCACUACUGACCUAUUUCUAAUCACAGCUACAGUUUUACACAAACACUACACCUCUGUAGUGCUUUACAGUGGUGAUUCACGCUUGAACGAAGAGAAAAAUAACUUAAAGGGUUAGUUCAUCCACACUACACAGCAACAUCUUCUAUACUGUCUGUGCUGUACUUUUGCUUUUGUGUGCCCAGAUUUUGAGAUAUUGCUAAAAUGACCGGACAGAUUGGAGGCCCUUCUGUGUAAGCACUGAACAGUGACAUUUAAAGACUUUCAGUUAUUAAAUUAAAUUAAACGGUGAUGACGAAGCUUACAUUCUUUCUAGCUUUAACAGGUCUGAAUUAAAAUUUUUGCCAGAAUUCCUGCCGAACUGAAAACAAGUGCUCCAACGUCACCUGCAUUCAUCUUCAUUUUUAUAAAAAUUAGUAAGUGUUUUUCUUCGAGAAGCGAACUCUUUUAAUACGCUGUAAUGAUGUAAAAAUUAAGGGGAAAAGGCUAAUGCAGUUUUAGGGGGGGAAAAGUCAUUUAAUUAUGCCGUUCAGGUACGUCAUGCUUCUAAAAGCCAAGAGUGCUAAAUGUGAAUUUGAUUGGAUCUCACAGGACGGGUCUAGGAAGGAACACUUAGUCAGUUUUCUGAUAGACAGUGGGAAGGUGCUGAAUAAUACAUGCAGCUGCUUAUAUUUCGAACACCUGCUGUAGUUCUGGUUUUAAUGAUGAGACUAACUAAAAUUGAUGGAGAGGCUCACCUUCUCUCUAGCUGCAACAGGUCUGAGUUUCAAUUUUUGCCAGAAUUCCUGCAAAACUGAAAACAAACACGCCCACCUCAGCUUUAUUUUGACUUUAACUCUUAAGACGGUAACUAGUUUCUUCCAUGUCAAUGAGCAACAAAUGCUUCUUAUUAAUCUAAAGUGGAAAACUGACAAUAUGUCUGCACCGAAAUAAAAACACAUUUACUUAAAGUUUUCUUAAUCGGAAGCUAAUAAUAUACAUAAAUAUUUUGUCAUUUUCUAAUGCCCGCAGAUUGAUCAGGAAAGAAUUGAUAGCAUUUACAUGCCAUUAAGGGAGGAACCCUUAAUGGUAGCUGUUCCCACCCUGUGGUGACAUAAAGAAUUGAUGCAAGCAGCAGAAAUGGGUCUCACUUAGAAAUAAGGGGAGGAGCUUAGUUAUUCAGGCGGGACUUGGAGGACUACUACUCCACAUCAAAAGGAGGCAGUUGAGGGGGUUCAGGCAUCUGAAUAGGAUCACCUGAUGACAAGUCCUACCCGGAGGAGGCAGAGGAUGUAUGGAUGGAUGCACAAGCACCCUCUAUGAAAUGCUUUUGAGCAUCUGGAAGUCUUUCCUUGUCAUUUUUAGCAUGUUGAGUUUUGCAUGUAAGUCAAAGCACUCUUUAUAGAGCUGCUGUAAUCUUUGCUCACUCUCUAGUAUUCAGAUAUCUAAAAUUCUGGACACACAAAGCCAGUUUUAUGUAACUUAAUUUUACAUAAUUGGGUGAACUGACCCGUUAAAACAGAAUACACUGAAAGCAAGCUACUGAAAUAUCACUCGGAUUCCUGCUUUGGAGACUGACUCUGCUGGCUAGAUGUAGUACUCCCACUCUUGCCUUUUCGGAAACACGUCCACAGAAUCCCACGCACAUCCAGACUCACACAGGUGCACUCUGCUAAAUCUUCCAUGCACUGGCUGGCUAUUAGUAGUCGCUGUAGCACUGAAACAUGCCUUUCUACUUCAAUACUAGCAGAUAAAAAUUUCAUAAGUGGUUUUAAAAAGAAGUACACCGAAUUCAUAAAAUAUGUCAUCCUCUGUCUCUCUCUCCUUUCUUUUGAAGGGAUUAAGUGAGAGUCUAACAAGUCACUUUCACUAAAUCAUCAAAUAGAUUUCACGCCAGUGUUAAAGGUACUUCAGUUUCAUUUUCUAAAUGGCCGUUAGACAGUAAAGCUGAUGGUACUUCCACUGAACUGGAGAGAUCAAUACACUGAGGGAUUGCUUUAUCGUGGUUGGAAGCUUUCAGCUAUUUUUCCCUUAUUGUUUUAUGGUUUUAUCAGAGAGUGAAGCAAUACAGUGCCUCAGCCUUUUGUGUUUGUGAUUUUUCCCUUGUCAUGCCGGUCCGAAGGCGCUCACACAACCAUAGAUUGCACUUGUGUUUAUUUAUUUUUAAAAAUCCUGAUUUUAAGAUAUCUUUUUUGUAAAAAAUAGCAUUGUCUUACACACUAUAUAUAUAUAUACUGUUCACAGUCACUAUAAUGUCAUGUGUAGAUGAACCAUUAUGUGUAGUGCUUUAACCAAGAACCACACAUCGCUGUAAGUAUCUGGGUGAGCAUGUAAUCAGGGUUUUUCCAAAUAAAAAGUCAUCAAACAAUAA